This is a messenger RNA of Bombyx mandarina (wild silkworm), 2289 nucleotides long. It is a transcript of the gene ThrRS, whose product is annotated as threonine--tRNA ligase. Gene Ontology annotation, molecular function: ATP binding; threonine-tRNA ligase activity. Gene Ontology annotation, cellular component: cytoplasm; mitochondrion. NCBI's taxonomy places the organism in Eukaryota, Metazoa, Arthropoda, Insecta, Lepidoptera, Bombycidae. Gene Ontology annotation, biological process: threonyl-tRNA aminoacylation. The record is from RefSeq and is a predicted model, not a curated record.
UUUAAAUGAUAAUAUUUGUUAACAGUGAAUUUUCGUAGUGUAUAAGUGAUGUUAAAAUUAAUAAACCUCCGUGGGGCCUGCGUGGUCCGCUGCAAAGAGGGCUACGCUUACGCCACAUGGUCUAAAACAAAAGCCAUGAAAGAAAAGAAAAAGAAAACUGAAGAUUCCAAUGCGGUUUCUGAAAUGAACCCAUGGCCAGAGUAUAUACAGAAGCGUAUAACAUUAUGGGACAAAUAUAAGGCGCAAUAUACUGAACAGAUUGCGUCUAAGCCAGAUAUAAGUGUUGUGGUCACAUUACCUGAUGGGAAGACUGUAGAAGCUAAGGCUUGGAAAACCACACCUUAUGAUGUUGCCAAAGGAAUCAGUCAAGGUUUGGCUGACGCAACAAUAAUAGCCAGAGUUAACAAUGAACUGUGGGAUCUAGAUCGGCCUCUAGAAGGAGACUGUAAGUUGGAGCUGCUAAGAUGGGACAAUACCGACGCACAGGCGGUCUUCUGGCACUCUUCUGCUCAUAUGCUGGGAGAAGCUAUGGAAAGAGUGUAUGGAGGAUGUCUAUGCUAUGGGCCGCCCAUAGAAGAAGGAUUCUACUAUGACAUGUAUUAUCCAGAGAAAGGGAUAUCCUCAACAGAUUUCAACGUACUAGAAGGGCUAAUAAAAAAAAUUGCAAAAGAAAAACAGCCCUUUGAACGUUUAGAACUGACAAAGGAACAGUUAUUGGAAAUGUUCGAUUACAAUCCAUUCAAAGUUCGGAUAUUGAAUGAGAAAGUUCAGACGCCGACGACCACUGUGUACAGGUGUGGUCCACUCAUAGACUUGUGCAGGGGACCUCACGUUAGACACACGGGAAAAGUUAAAGCAUUAAAAGUUACGAAGAAUUCGGCAACGUACUGGGAGGGCAAAGCGGAAGCGGAGAGCUUACAGCGCGUGUACGGUAUAUCAUUUCCGGAACCGAAACAGCUGAAAGAAUGGGAGGUCAUUCAAGAGGAGGCCGCCAAGCGUGACCACAGAAAGAUUGGAAGGGAACAAGAGUUAUUCUUCUUCCACGAACUGUCUCCCGGCUCGUGUUUCUUCCAGCCACGUGGAGCUCACAUUUACAACACACUCGUGAAUUUCAUUAAAGAACAAUACAGGUCCAGAGGAUUCCAUGAAGUGGUGACCCCGAAUAUGUACAACGCCAAGCUGUGGCAGACUUCGGGUCACUGGGCUCACUACGCUGAAAACAUGUUCUCGUUCGACGUUGAAAAGGAAACGUUCGCUUUGAAACCGAUGAACUGUCCCGGACAUUGCCUGAUGUUCGACAACCGCACGAGGUCGUGGCGCGAGUUGCCGUUGAGGCUGGCCGACUUCGGCGUGCUGCACCGCAACGAGCUGAGCGGCGCGCUCACCGGCCUCACGCGCGUGCGGCGCUUCCAGCAGGACGACGCGCACAUCUUCUGCGCGCCGCAACAGAUCGAGGCCGAGAUUGUCGGCUGCCUUGAGUUCUUGAAGUGCGUGUACUCCACUUUCGGUUUCACGUUCCAAUUGAAACUCUCGACCAGGCCUGAGAAAUACCUCGGAGAGUUGGAGACCUGGAACCAGGCUGAAAAGGCUCUAGAAGAUUCUCUGAACAAAUUCGGCAAACCGUGGCAGUUGAACCCCGGCGAUGGUGCGUUCUACGGGCCCAAGAUCGACAUCACGAUACAGGACGCGUUGAGGCGCUCCCACCAAUGCGCCACCAUACAGCUGGACUUCCAGCUGCCCGAGAGAUUCAACUUGACUUACGUUAGCGAGACCGGGGACAAGAAGCGUCCUGUGAUCAUCCACCGCGCGGUGCUGGGCUCGGUGGAGCGCAUGGUGGCCAUCCUCAGCGAGUCGUACGCCGGCAAGUGGCCGCUGUGGCUCAGCCCGCGCCAGCUGCGCGUCGUGCCCGUCGGGCCCGCCUUCGACGACUACGCCGUGCAGGUGAAUGAUAAACUAUUCGCUGCCGGCUUCAUGUCCGAGGUAGACACGGACGCGGGAGACACCCUCAACAAGAAAGUGAGGAACGCUCAGCUCGCCCAGUUCAACUAUAUAUUAGUUGUGGGAGAGCGUGAGAAGAAUUCCGGGACGGUGAACGUCCGCACCCGGGACAACAAGGUGCACGGCGAGAUGUCCGUGGAGGCGCUCAUCGAACACCUCAACAACUUGGUCAGGGAGAAGAAGCUAUCAGAGGACAGUGAACUGCUCAAGUGAAUGUGAACGCAUAACUCCAUUAGCAUCCCGAUGUACACUAGACGCUGUAAGGUUUAAAAAAAAAAACGUGUAGCACUC